AUGCAGGGCUCUCCUAAUAUCUAUCUAUCUAUCUAUCUAUCUAUCUAUCUAUCUAUCUAUCUAUCUAUCUAUCUAUCUAUCUGUGUCUAUGCAUAUCUCUCUAUAUAUGUAUAUCAGAAUGUUCAUUAUUUAUCUAUUGAUCAAUGUAAGUCUAUUCAUUAUCUAUCUAUCUCUGUAUCUAUCUAUCUCUUUAACCUCUUCAUAUCUAUAUCUGCCAACCAAUCUAAGUUUUUCACCUAUCUAUCUAUCUAUCUAUCUAUCUAUCUAUCUAUCUAUCUAUCUAUCUAUCACAUUUUAUAUAUGUCUCUUUUUUUUCAAUACAUCAAUGUACCUUUUCAUGUUUUUGUCAUUCUAUCUAUCUAUCUAUCUAUCUAUCUAUCUAUCUAUCUAUCUAUCUGUCUGUGUCUAUUCUAUCUAUCUAUCUAUCUAUCCCAUCCAAUAGAUCCAGAUCUAUCUAUCUCAUCUAAUAGAUUAAGAUCUAUCUAUCUAUCUAUCUAUCUAUCUAUCUAUCUAUCUAUCUAUCUAUCUAUCUCAUCCAACAGAUUCAGAUCAAUCUAUCUAUCUAUCUAUCUAUCUAUCUAUCUAUCUAUCUCAUCCAAUUCAGAUCUAUCUAUCUAUCUAUCUAUCUAUCUAUCUAUCUAUCUAUCUAUCUAUCUAUCUCAUCUAAUAGAUGCAGAUCUAUCUAUCUCAUCUAAUAGAUUCAGAUCUAUCUAUCUAUCUAUCUAUCUAUCUAUCUAUCUGACGUGCCCCGGUGUCGCUGCGCCAAUCUGUCACAUCUAUCUAUCUAUCUAUCUAUCUAUCUAUCUAUCUAUCUAUCUAUCUCAUCUAAUAAAUUCAGAUCUAUCCAUCUAUCUAUCAAUCUAUCUCUCUAUCUAUCUAUCUAUCUCAUCUAAUAGAUUCAGAUCUAUCUAUCUAUCUCAUCUAAUAAAUUCAGAUAUAUCUAUCUAUCUAUCUCAUCUAAUAAAUUCAGACCUAUCUAUCUAUCUAUCUAUCUCAUCUAAUAGAUUCAGAUCUAUCAAUCUAUCUAUCUAUUUAUCUCAUCUAAUAAAUUCAGAUCUAUCCAUCUAUCUAUCUAUCAAUCUAUCUCUCUAUCUAUCUAUCUCAUCUAAUAGAUUCAGAUCUAUCUAUCUAUCUAUCUCAUCUAAUAAAUUCAAUCUAUCUAUCAUUCUAUCUAUCUAUCUAUCUCAUCUAAUAGAUUCAGAUCUAUCUAUCUAUCUAUCUAUCUAUCUAUCUAUCUAUCUAUCUCAUCUAAUAAAUUCAGAUCUAUCCAUCUAUCUAUCUAUCAAUCUAUCUAUCUCAUCUAAUAGAUUCAGUUCUAUCUAUCUAUCUAUCUAUCUAUCUAUCUCAUCUAAUAGAUUCAGAUACAUCUGUCUAUACAUAGAUUGA
Molecule: messenger RNA, 1386 nt
Organism: Acanthosepion pharaonis
Lineage: Eukaryota; Metazoa; Mollusca; Cephalopoda; Sepiida; Sepiidae
Source: the annotation of a GenBank genome assembly